AUGAAGAAAAUCCAAGUGUUUCGUGCCCAAGUAGCAUUGAUGUACCUAAUGAUGAUGGGUCAGCUGUAGCUGUGGUCAGCUGGUCAGUCAAUGUAACGGACAACACAGAUUCUAUAUAUGACCUAAUGUUGUCGGGUUCUGGUACAGAGUACAACGAAUCUGGACAAGCAUUCCCUGUUGGCACGACAACAUUAUACUAUGUUGUUAAAGACGCAUUUGGAAACACAGACAACUGUUCCUUCACAAUAACUGUCCGAGAUACUGGAGAACCCAUGUUACAAUGUCCAAAUGACAUUGAUUUAGCAUUAACUGAUCUGGGUCAGCCAUAUUCAACAGUAUAUUGGAAUGUAUCAGUCAGUGACAAUUCAGGGAGUGUGACAUGGAAUUGUAGCAGAGUAUCUGGUGACAGGUUUGACGUCAUUUGGCCAAUUGAACGACAGAAUGUAUCAUGCGAAGCUGAGGAUGUGCAUGAUAAAGAAACUCCGAUUAUUUCAUGUCCAAGUAACAUUGAUGUAUCCAUUGAUGAUGGGUCGGCUGUAGCACUAGUGAGUUGGUUAGUGAACGUCACAGACAACUCAGGUUCUAUAUAUGAAGUAAUAGUUUCAGGUUCAGGUACCAAGUACAACAAAUCUGGACACGCGUUCCCUGUUGGCAUCACAACAUUAGACUAUGUUGCUACAGAUGCAUUUGGUAACACAGACAACUGUUCCUUCACAGUAACUGUCAGAGAUAUCAGAGAACCCAUGUUACAAUGUCCCAAUGACAUUAAUUUAGCAUUAACUGAUCCGGGUCAGCCAUAUUCGACUGUAUAUUGGAAUGUAUCAGUAAGUGACAAUUCAGGGAGUGUGACAUGGAAUUGUAGCAGAGUAUCUGGUGACAGGUUUGACGUCAUUUGGCCAACUGAACGACAGAAUGUAUCCUGCGUAGCUGAGGAUGUGCAUGGCAAUAUUGCAGAAUGU
Messenger RNA from Anneissia japonica, 959 nucleotides. RefSeq names its product hyalin-like. The annotation marks the transcript as partial. The record is from RefSeq and is a predicted model, not a curated record. Lineage: Eukaryota; Metazoa; Echinodermata; Crinoidea; Comatulida; Comatulidae. The transcript has 4 exons.